Messenger RNA from Nematocida ausubeli, 732 nucleotides. RefSeq lists its product as uncharacterized. NCBI's taxonomy places the organism in Eukaryota, Fungi, Microsporidia. The transcript has a single exon. The record is from RefSeq and is a predicted model, not a curated record. The coding region runs from base 1 to 732 and encodes 243 amino acids.
AUGGAGAGAAAUUACGCAGAGACAAGCGGCAGUGCACCAGGAGGAUAUACACCAGAGAGGGUCCCUGAGAUGGACAAAAACUUAAGAAUAUAUCUUAGGAAGGAGAUUCGUAAUUACACAAGUGAGAACCCAGAUGAAAUAAUCUCAAAGAUAGAGCUAGUCAGUCACGAAGCAAAUCCAAAGGAGCAGCUGCUGAAUAUUCUGCAGCCUGUCUUUGAGGACAGAACUCAACUAUUUGUGAACAGAUUAUUUGGCUACCAGAAGAGAGUGUGCAGAGAUGGUGCACACUGCAGGAGACCAGGCUGUUACUUCAAACACCCUUCAGUUGGUCUCCCUAUGAUGGAAAUAGACGAGAGACCUGCAAUAUCACCUAGAGAAGAAAGAUUCCAUGGGGGUGCACCAAAGGCCGUCUUAGAAAGACAAAGAAAAAUCAUUGAUCUGUUAAGCAGACGGACAGAUUUACCGGCUGAUGCACAGUCACUCAUUGAGCAACUCAGGAGGCUUAUAUGCAGGGGGCCCAGGGGAAGCCAAGGGGCUGAGCAUCUGUCAACCCGCUUCAUUAUCAAUAACAGGCAAGAGUGGAUGACAAAUGAACACCUGCACACAUACCCUGGGGUCAUUCGGGUUUCUGAAAAUGGAACUAUAGAGUGUGCUACUAGAGCAGAUGCAGAAAGAGUAUUUAAUAUGAUCUAUAAGAUAGAUAAGAACAGCCAUCCCACCUGGAUAGAAUAA